This is a messenger RNA of Nymphalis io (European peacock), 1512 nucleotides long. RefSeq names its product small integral membrane protein 14. The transcript is spliced from 4 exons. The record is from RefSeq and is a predicted model, not a curated record. The coding region runs from base 194 to 499 and encodes 101 amino acids. Lineage: Eukaryota; Metazoa; Arthropoda; Insecta; Lepidoptera; Nymphalidae. Gene Ontology annotation, cellular component: endoplasmic reticulum.
UGCACUGUGAUUGUUUCGUCAUGAAAGCCAAUCAGAAAAGUCCAAGCAGACAGUGAAAAAUGUCGGCGUAGGUGUAGUCGUCCUAAAGUUUUUAGUUUUAUCAGGCUAAGCGCGGGUGCAUUACAUUAACAGUUGCAAAAUAUUUAAUUUAACUUUACAUAUUUUCGUUACCUUCUUAUUCUACUAUCCAGAAAUGGGCGAUGAAAUGGACCCGUGUGAAUGCCUGUGGAACCAUGAACUGGCGAUGCGACGACUCAUCUCGUUGCUUCGCCAAGGUCAAUCAUACUGUACAAACAACGAAUGCCUGGACGAGCAAAUGCCAGGGAUGCCGAGACCAGAAUCUGCCGGCAACAGUUUUCUCGUCAUGUUCUUGAUGAUGGCUCUUGCUGUAGCUAUGUACAUGAUGCGCCCGCGCCGCAACCAGAUAGAGGACGUCGCUAAGCCGAUGCCUAAUCCUCAGGACCGGGAUGGCGCUCCACCAACGCCUCCAAGAAUUUAAAAUACUGAUAACAUUCUUCAAUUUGUCUGUUCAAGAGGAUAAUUCGAAUCUGUAUGUAUAAACAUAAACCAACAUAAUGGAUAUAAACAAUAAUUAAUAUCAUAUUUAAGUAUAGAUAAGAUAUAUAUACAUAGUUAUGUUAUAUAUUAUAUUAGUAAUAAUAGUUCAUUUUAAGAUGAGACAUUUUAACUACACUGACACCUUAUUAAAAACCGUUUAUCAUUCCAUGAAGAAAAGAAUUAAUUGCCAAGAUAAUGUUAAUUUUAUUUCAUAGGUUUUCUCUCGACCUUUAUAUUUAAAUUCAAUAGUGUACAACAGAUAAGUAAUCAAACCAGAAAUCGAGUUAACUGUCAGAUGUGAGAGUAAAAUAAAUAUAAUCUGGUACCCUACCAACUGUCGAUAUAUAAAAUCUAUCUAUAUAAACCAUUAUAGUAUAAAUAAAUAAAAUAACUUGUAAUUGUUUUUUAUUAAAUUUACUCAAAAGUGAGAUUAUAACGAUGUUUGUUUGCAAAUUUUUAUAAAUUAUAUUGAAAUCAAAUAAACAUAAGUAUAAUUAUUGACUUAUGAUAAUUGUUUACCAAUCAUGAUUGUAUUGGUGCUAAUGUAUAAAUGAAUUUGCAAAUAGAUUAUGAAGUUUUACAUUGAAAACACUUAAUCGCAUCACAAGUUAUGUAUUUUAACCGGUAAAGGAAACCGUUUUUAAAACAAUACACAGAUCUGAUGUUUUAAAUAAAUGAAUCAAUAUUUUCGAAUAUUAGUCUCCCCUUUAGUAUUUCUAUGGCGGUUACAAAUGAAUAAAGAGUUUUUUUUUGUUGUUGUUUAAAUUAACCAGAUUAUUCGUCUGGUUCAGCUUGUGAUAUUCCAUUAAUUUUAGUUUUUGUUUUAUUUUGGGUUGGGUUUUCGAAUUAUUAAGUUUUUUUUCCACUAGAUUAAUGUUUGCUUUCACAUUUUAAUAUAUGACAACAAUCAAGAUUGUAUAAUUUGCAAAGUAAUAAAUAUUAUGACACAUAAUA